Messenger RNA from Aureobasidium melanogenum CBS 110374, 1224 nucleotides. RefSeq lists its product as uncharacterized. Lineage: Eukaryota; Fungi; Ascomycota; Dothideomycetes; Dothideales; Saccotheciaceae. The transcript has a single exon. Gene Ontology annotation, biological process: maturation of LSU-rRNA from tricistronic rRNA transcript (SSU-rRNA, 5.8S rRNA, LSU-rRNA); box C/D snoRNP assembly; snoRNA localization. The coding region runs from base 1 to 1224 and encodes 407 amino acids. The record is from RefSeq and is a predicted model, not a curated record. Gene Ontology annotation, cellular component: pre-snoRNP complex; nucleus.
AUGGCAGACCCAUCAACACCCUUGACAGCACUCUGCAGCAUCUGCCACAGCGCACCUCCCAAAUACACAUGUCCCCGUGAUGCCGUCCGCACUUGCAGUCUCGCCUGCUCACAAUCUCACAAACGACGUGCCGCAUGCAGUGGUAUCCGCGACCCAGCCGCCUACGUAUCUAAAUCGUCCCUUCAAACCGCUGGUGGUAUUGACCGCGACUACAACUUCCUCAGCGGAUUGGAACGCAACCUCUCACGCGCCGACAAAGAGACCUCCGAACGCGGCGUCUCCCUCGAUGGAAAAGGCAAACCCAUAUUCCAGAAACGAUGGCAUGAUAAUGGUGCUUUGGGGAAGUAUUUGAAAGAGUAUGGGAUUGUGGUGCAUAAAGCGCCGAUAGGGAUGGCGAGGCAAAAAGCAAAUCAGACGAGGUUCAUACAGAAGAGUAAGAGGAUUGUGUGGAGUGUGGAGUGGGUUGUUGCAGGUGAGAAGAGGGUUGUUGAGGUUGAUGAGAGUAGAACGAUUGAGGAGGCGUGGAGGGAGUUUGUGGUGGAAAAAGAGAGGGAGAACAAGAAGAGAAAGAGGACGCAGGAAGAUGGUGGAGGGAAAAUGCAGAAGCAGAAGGUGCAAGCAGAGAAGUCUGAUGUUGAGGAGUCGAAAACAUCAUCUGUGGAAGGCGCCACAACGGAUGCUGAACCUGCUACGGAAGCAGAAGGAGCAACGACGAAUGACGCUCCGAUUGCUCCUUCCACGGAAGAAAUCACAGCAGAAGAUGCAUCACAACAGCAACCACCCAAAGAAGACAUUUCAACACAAGGGACUACGCACUUCUACCUACACAAACCGCACACCUCAUCAACGAGCACCGUCCUCAUACCGCUCGACCCGACUACCGCCUUAACGACCGCUCUUCACCAGAAACAUGUCCUCGAAUUUCCUACGAUAUACGCCUUCACCUCUGCUUCGUCACCCCAACAACCUGCCCUCAAAGCGCAAGCUGCAAAGGACGCAACACAUAAUUUACCUCAAGGCUUCAUCACUGUUCAACAAUACAACGAACAGCGAACAGCUGAGGACAGAGAAUUGAUGGGACUGAUGGAGUCGAUACCAGAGAGACAACGAAAGAUUGCCUUAGAUGGUGGUAUCUUUGGCGGUAGCGGGGAGAAAGAGGAAACAGUGGAUGAGAAACAGAUUCUGGAGGUGCUGCAACGGGAUGCUGAUGCUCUGAAGCGAUGA